UUUAUUUCAAUUCAUUGUAAAAUAAAUAUCGGAUGGUUGAAAUAUCCAAAAUGUUUCUCAUAUACAGCUUUGGAAUAUUUAUUAGUUUUCUUGGAGCUUCAAAGGCAGUUAACAUACCUUCUGCUGAGAAAACUUGGACCUAUAAGUUUGAAUCGGCUCAAAUGAACACGGGCAAUAAGGAUACUGCCUAUGGGGAUAUUCGCAUCGAUCGUAUUGAACGCGGAGAGUUUGGUUUGAGUGGAAAUCUGGUAACACUAAUCGAUGUUACGCAGGACAUGGAUGUGGAGGCCCUAAUGUACCGCAGCACCGAUGACGGCGCCAAUUACAAACUCCAACCGUAUUCAUUGCCACGCCAGCCUAUCAUCGAAGCCAUGAAUAAAUUUUACAAGAACAUGAUUAUGCCGAGUGCCGCUAAUUGUUCGAAUUUUCCGCAAUUUGAGGGUAAGCUAACGGAGUUGCCAGCCCAAAAAUUUCAUUAUGAAAAGUGCAAGGUGAGCAGUGACGGUUUUCCGCAGCAUAUGCCGGAUGGUACUUACAAAAUGACAUACAAAACUUACGGUGCAAUUGAUCUCAGUGCCGAAAUUAUAGUGAUAGUUGAGAAGAAACCAAUUUAAAAUUGAAAUAUUAAUUUUUUUAAUAUUUUUUUUGUGUUGAAUGUGUAACAAAACAAUA
Messenger RNA from Drosophila ananassae, 672 nucleotides. RefSeq lists its product as uncharacterized. The transcript is spliced from 2 exons. NCBI's taxonomy places the organism in Eukaryota, Metazoa, Arthropoda, Insecta, Diptera, Drosophilidae. Bases 33 to 614 code for a protein of 193 amino acids. The record is from RefSeq and is a predicted model, not a curated record.